This is a messenger RNA of Apiotrichum porosum, 1353 nucleotides long. RefSeq lists its product as uncharacterized. The transcript is spliced from 3 exons. Gene Ontology annotation, molecular function: protein binding. Lineage: Eukaryota; Fungi; Basidiomycota; Tremellomycetes; Trichosporonales; Trichosporonaceae. The record is from RefSeq and is a predicted model, not a curated record. Bases 1 to 1353 code for a protein of 450 amino acids.
AUGUCCAUCGCCGUCGGUAAUCCCGUCGUCCAGACCUCACCAUCGGCAGUCGUCGCCACCACGUCCCAGGCAGCCGCCACUUCCGCCGCCCAGGUCACCUCGCAGUCCCCGGCUGUCACCACCACCCAGCAGCAGCAGCAGACGACAACCGAGGCCGCCGUGGUCACCACGUCCCAGCAAGAGGCCGCUACCACCACUGCCGCGGCCGUGGUCACCACAUCUGCUGCAGAGACACCGACAACAACCGCCGUGCAGCAGCAAGAAACAACCAGUGCCGCUCAGGUGACGUCUCAAUCGACGUCGACCCAGGAGACAACGUCGCAGACUCCUACGACCACAGCCACGUCCCAGUCAGUCGCCAAGACCAUCACCUCGACAGUGUCGACCACGUCCGAGUCGGCAUCCGUCACCCAGACCGCGACCAGCACGUCCACCUCCACUGCUCCUGGCCUCGUGACCAAGACGACCAAUGGCGCGACCAGCGGAACCGCCGCCGCGUCCAAGAAUGGCUCAUCGACGACCUCGCUGUCGAGCGGAGCCAUUGCUGGUAUUGUCAUUGGCGGUCUUGCUGCCAUCGUCCUGGUUGCCUUCCUUGCCACCCGCUGGAUGCGCAAGCGCUCGCGUUCAAAGCGCACCGCCCAGCGCUCGUCCAUGUUUGAGCCAUGGCAGACGGCCCCGGCCAUGGAGGACACGUACGAAAAGCCCUACCCAAUGCAGGAACAGGCAACGCCACCUUCUUUCCCUCCUGGUACCGGCAUGAACGACGCUGCGUACGGCGCUGGCGCCGUCCCCUACGGCGCCCAGUUCCCCGGCGCCGGCUACGACCAGUACGCAGAGUACCCCCAGACUGGAUACACUUCGGGCGGCUCGUACCCUUCGCAGGCAUACUCGGACAUGCCCUCCUCGGACGCGUCUGGCAUGGCUGGCUACGGUGCCGCCGCUGCCGUCCAGCAGGGCGGCGUCUACGACCACAACGCGCCCGUCGACGGCGCGUACAACCCCGCUAUCUCUCCCGUCGACCCCAGCGGCGCCUCGCUCGCUACGGGUGCCGCCAUUGGUGCCGGCGCCGGCGCCGGUGCCCUCGCUGGCGCAGCUCUUGUCGGCGGUGCUUCGUCUACCCACUCCACCGGCCAGACCGGCUCGGCCGCGGCUGCCGCCGCCGGCCUGCACGACGGCAUGAUGGUCCGCGUCAAGGUCGGAUUUGUGCGCAGCCUCGAGGACGAGCUGGCCAUCAACCAGGGCCAGCAGCUCUACCUCCACACCUCAUACGACGACGGAUGGUCCCUGUGCGAGGACGACGCGCACAACCGCGGUGUCGUCCCCCUCAGCUGCCUCGAGCCGUGGCAGCAGUAA